Messenger RNA from Ornithorhynchus anatinus (platypus), 2032 nucleotides. RefSeq names its product leupaxin (gene LPXN). Bases 391 to 1407 code for a protein of 338 amino acids. The transcript has 8 exons. Lineage: Eukaryota; Metazoa; Chordata; Mammalia; Monotremata; Ornithorhynchidae. The record is from RefSeq and is a predicted model, not a curated record.
AGCACUGUGUUAAGUGCUUGGGAGAGUACGCUAUAACAGAAUUAGUAGAUACGUUCCCUGCCCACAAGGAGCUUACGAAGGUGCUUAAUGUUGGUGAUAGGGAGGUGGACGAUACAUACUCCUUUCCUAGCCCCAGAUGAAAGAUCCCAUGCCGUUCAUGGAUACGGUUCCCGGCAUUUUGUGGCUUGGGACAUGGAGGGACUGUCCAAGGGAAGACUUGCUUCUGCUCGCCGUUGAAUGCUCUAGCCCUCUGUGACAAGUCGUUAAGGAAUGGAAGUUCAUUCUUUUCCCUCUUCCCCUUGUGUGAGUGAUUUAGGCGGAGCUGGUGUACACCACCCAGGUCGGGAAGAAUGACUCGGUCUACAGAUCAUCGGGAUUGAAAGUGAGCAAAUGGCAUCAUCACUGCAGAACCGGGAGCGUGGUCAGAUGAUAGAAAUGUUGCCACUGAAAACCUACACGGACCGUGAGAUCCAUGACCCGAGCCCUUUGCUUUCCCCUCCUGCAACUUCAGCGUCUGCUCAGCUGGAUGAACUCAUGGCUAACCUGUGUCAGAUGCAGUCAAUGAUCGCGAUCAAGGUGGGCAACCCUGAAGAGCCACUGUCCGAGAAGCCGGAGCCGGAGAGCUCCCUGGACACCAUGCUGGGAGGCCUGGAGCAGGGCUUGCGGGACCUCGGGAUCACCACGGUGCCCAAGGGCCACUGCGCUUCCUGCCAGAAGCCCAUCGCUGGAAAGAUGAUCACUGCCCUGGGCCAGACCUGGCAUCCCGAACACUUUGUCUGCACCCACUGCAAGAAGGAGAUGGGCAGCUGUCCCUUCUUCGAACGGAACGGAUCGGCCUACUGCUCGAAGGAUUACCAUCGGCUCUUCUCCCCACGCUGCGCUUACUGCGCCGCACCCAUUCUGGAUAAAGUGCUGACCGCCAUGGAUCAGAACUGGCACCCCGAACACUUUUUCUGCACUCACUGUGGGGAGUUAUUCGGCAAGGAAGGCUUUCUGGAGAAGGACGGGAAGCCCUACUGCCGCAAGGAUUUCCUCGCUAUGUUUUCUCCCAAGUGCACGGGCUGUAACCAGCCCGUGUUGGAAAACUACCUCUCCGCCAUGGACUCCAUCUGGCACACCGAGUGCUUCGUCUGUGGGGACUGCUUCAGCAGCUUCUCCACAGGCUCCUUCUUCGAGCUGGAAGGCCGGCCGUUCUGCGAGCUCCACUAUCACCAGCGUCAGGGCACCCUGUGCCAGGGGUGCGGGCAACCCAUCACCGGCCGUUGCAUCAGCGCCAUGGGGCACAAGUUUCACCCUGAGCAUUUCGUGUGCGCCUUCUGCCUGACCCAGUUGUGCAAGGGGGUCUUUCGGGAGCAGAAAGAUAAGGCCUACUGCCAUCCCUGCUUUAACAAGCUCUUCCUCCGGUAACCUCGGGACGCCUCCGCGGGGCUCGGGAGCCUCCCCGGACCGCCCUCCGCGUACACGCACAUCUUCGGCUGACGGGGACGAGGGAGCCGGGGGAGGAGAGAGCCGCCCGAAAAGCAUCUCUAGAAACUGCAAGCUGGAACGAUGCAGAAGAAACUUGCCCUGUCCCGCUUCUCACCGUCCUUACAGAAAAUAAUCAGGGGGUGUUUUUCCUUGGGAUUCUGGACGUUUUCCCUUUUUCCCUGUCCGGAAUCCGAAUGUGGAUUUCAAUCGCCCUCCCCAGAGACACGUUUGGGAAGCGGAUACGCGGACAGCCAUCUCUCCCCUGCCCCCGACCCGCGCCCCACUGGUCUUUGCUCAUAAAAAGCGCAAUCUCUGCUGGCUCAGCAGGUGCCUUCCCUCUCCGAUCCAUCGCCCUCUCCCUGCAGCUCAGUUCCCUGGGACUCUUCCCCCAGCGAUUCCCUUCUCCAUCGCUUUUGCCCUCACUGACGACCCUCCUGACCCAGUCCCCGACUUCCCGCCUCUCUUCGGCUUACGCUCUUUUCUUCUCCGAGGAAGAAUUAUUAAUCACGUUCGCUGGGGCACCGACAUCCCAGAGCAAUAAAAUGGUUUACGGUGUUUAUCGACA